CUUCAAAAUAAAAAAUGAGCAAGCAUCCAGGUAUCUACUAUGACAUUCGCAGAAAAGCCCGAGAUCUUCUCUACAAGGAUUAUACUCAACAACCGCCAAUUCAGUAUAACUACAGAUGUUUAAAUUGGAGUUUUGAUUUGUCCUGUCAAAACAUCGAGGUUGUGAAAGGACUCAGGACAGCUUCUAGGUUCAUUACACCGUUUCAAAACAAGGUGGAACUUCAAUACUUGCAUGACCAUGCUAGGAUUACCGCAGGCAUCAAUUUGGCAGCAAACACGCCGUUAAAUUUCUCAGGUGUAGUAGGAAACAGUUUUUUCUCCAUUGGGACCGACCUGUCUUUUGAUAUGGUGAAGAAGAAAUUUGAGAAAUGGGACGCGGGAUUGAGCUUCAACACUGCCAUCCUCAUUGCUUCCUUGACCUUGGAUGAUAUGGGUGACACUUUGAGUGGAUCAUGCUACUAUACAGUGAGUCCCCAAACCAACACAGCCUUUGGGACAGAGCUUAGUCACAAGUUCAUGAGCAAUGAGACAACUUUCACCUUAGCCACUCAGCAUUCACUGUUCCCAAUCACAUUAGUGAAAACUAGAGUAAGUAGCAAUGGCAAAGUAGGAGCCCUCAUUCAGCAGCAGUUGUUUCCAUCUCUCUUCUUGUUCACUAUAGCUGGAGAUGUUGAUGUCAGGGAUGUGAGUAGGACUGCUAAGCUUGGCCUUUCUUUGGCUGUUAAGCCUUUGGAUCAAAACAAAUAAAAGUACCUAUCUCAAUAUGGAUGAUAAA
Molecule: messenger RNA, 774 nt
Organism: Camellia sinensis
Lineage: Eukaryota; Viridiplantae; Streptophyta; Magnoliopsida; Ericales; Theaceae
Product: mitochondrial outer membrane protein porin of 36 kDa
Biological process (GO): monoatomic anion transmembrane transport
Cellular component (GO): mitochondrial outer membrane
Molecular function (GO): voltage-gated monoatomic anion channel activity
Source: RefSeq, a predicted model, not a curated record